GAAAAUAAAAAAAAAAACAUGGCGCUUGACAUCAGCAACAGUCAGUUCAUGGAGAGUUUUAUAACCUUUAAAUAACAACAUAAAUUUUUAUUGAACACAACAACAACAACAACAACAACCGGCAAAAAUAAACAAAAUAUAUUUUAUUAAUAAACUUGUUAACUAUUAUUGUGUGUGUUCUAUUGACAAUAGAAAUAAAAAAUGUAUUCAUUAGUUCAUAAAACAGAAAAAGCUCACGAAGAUAGUAUAUGGACAUGUGCCUGGGGAAAGCCAAAAAAAACAAAUACUCCAAACGAUCCUGAUAAUAAUAAUGAAAACUCCAGAGAUUCAGUGAGAUCAAGUGAUGAUGAACCACCAGAGUAUAUUGUAACUGGUUCAGUUGAUGAUACAGUCAAAGUUUGGGAACAAAAAGAUGGAAGUUUAAAAUUAAAACACAAAUUAACUGGUCAUGGUCUUGGUGUUGUAUCAGUUGCUGUAAGUGCUGAUGGCACAAAAUGUGCAUCGAGUUCGUUAGAUUCUAGUUUAAAACUUUGGGAUCUUGAAUCUGGUGAUAAAUUAUCAAGUAUUGAAGUUGGUCCAGUUGAUAUUUGGUCUGUUGUAUUUUCACCAGAUGAUAAAUUUAUAAUAUCAGGUAGUCAUGCUGGUAAAAUUCACAUGUAUGGUACUGAAAGUGGUAAACAAGAACAAACAUUGGAUACACGAGGUGGUAAAUUCACCAUAAGUGUUGCUUACAGUCCAGAUGGAAAAUACAUUGCCAGUGGUGCCAUUGACGGUAUUAUCAAUAUUUUUGAUGUAACAUAUGGAAAAGUUUUACGAACAUUAGAAGGACAUGCCAUGCCUAUACGUUCUUUGUCUUUUUCUCCGGACUCACAGCUCCUUUUGACUGCAUCUGAUGAUGGACAUAUGAAAAUUUAUGACGUGAAAGAUGCAAAUGUUGCUGGUACUUUGUCUGGACAUGCCUCUUGGGUGUUGGGUGUUGCAUUUGCUCCAGAUGGACAAAAAUUUGCAUCAUGCAGUGCUGAUUGUACUGUUAAAAUAUGGCAAUUAGGUGGAAGACAGUGUCUUCAUACUUUUAAAGAACACAAUGAUCAAGUGUGGUCAGUAAAAUAUCAUCCAGAAAAAAAUAAUUUCCUUACCUCAGUUUCAGAAGAUAAAUCUAUAAAUCUUUAUGAAUAUCCUCAAUAAAUUGACACAAAUAAAAAAACAAAUUUUCAAUAUUAAAAGUUUA
Aphidius gifuensis is the source of this 1228-nucleotide messenger RNA. RefSeq names its product WD repeat-containing protein 61. Gene Ontology annotation, molecular function: protein binding. The record is from RefSeq and is a predicted model, not a curated record. The transcript has 8 exons. Gene Ontology annotation, cellular component: Cdc73/Paf1 complex. NCBI's taxonomy places the organism in Eukaryota, Metazoa, Arthropoda, Insecta, Hymenoptera, Braconidae. The coding region runs from base 202 to 1185 and encodes 327 amino acids.